This is a messenger RNA of Rhinolophus ferrumequinum (greater horseshoe bat), 1621 nucleotides long. RefSeq names its product POU class 3 homeobox 3 (gene POU3F3). Gene Ontology annotation, biological process: brain development; regulation of transcription by RNA polymerase II. Gene Ontology annotation, molecular function: RNA polymerase II cis-regulatory region sequence-specific DNA binding; DNA-binding transcription factor activity, RNA polymerase II-specific. Gene Ontology annotation, cellular component: nucleus. The transcript has a single exon. Bases 1 to 1479 code for a protein of 492 amino acids. NCBI's taxonomy places the organism in Eukaryota, Metazoa, Chordata, Mammalia, Chiroptera, Rhinolophidae. The record is from RefSeq and is a predicted model, not a curated record.
AUGGCCACGGCGGCUUCUAACCCCUACCUGCCGGGGAACGGCCUGCUGGCGGCCGGCUCCAUCGUCCACUCGGACGCGGCGGGCGCCGGCGGCGGCGGCGGCGGCGGCGGCGGAGGCGGCGGCGGCGCGGGGGGCGGCGGCGGCGGCAUGCAGCCCGGCAGCGCCGCCGUGACCUCGGGCGCCUACCGAGGGGACCCGUCCUCCGUCAAGAUGGUGCAGAGCGACUUCAUGCAGGGGGCCAUGGCCGCCAGCAACGGCGGCCAUAUGCUCAGCCACGCGCACCAGUGGGUCACGGCCCUGCCGCACGCCGCCGCUGCUGCCGCCGCCGCCGCCGCCGCCGCCGUGGAAGCGAGCUCGCCGUGGUCCGGCAGCGCCGUGGGCAUGGCCGGCAGCCCCCAGCAGCCGCCGCCGCCGCCGCCGCAGGGCCCCGACGUGAAGAGCGGCGCCGGGCGCGACGAGCUGCACGCGGGGACCGCGCUGCACCACCGCGGGCCGCCGCACCUCGGGCCGCCGCCGCCGCCGCACCAGGGCCACCCCGGGGGCUGGGGCGCCGCCGCCGCCGCCGCUGCCGCCGCCGCUGCCGCCGCCGCCGCCGCGCACCUCCCGUCCAUGGCCGCGGGCCAGCAGCCGCCGCCGCAGAGCCUGCUGUACUCGCAGCCCGGGGGCUUCACGGUGAACGGCAUGCUGAGCGCACCCCCGGGGCCCGGCGGAGGCGGCGGCGGCGCUGCCGGCGGUGCCCAGAGCCUUGUGCACCCGGGGCUGGUGCGCGGGGACACGCCCGAGCUGGCCGAACACCACCACCACCACCACCACCACGCGCACGCGCACCCGCCGCACCCGCACCACGCGCAGGGCCCCCCGCACCACGGCGGCGGCGCGGGGCCAGGGCUCAACAGCCACGACGCGCACUCGGACGAGGACACGCCGACGUCGGACGACCUGGAGCAGUUCGCCAAGCAGUUCAAGCAGCGGCGCAUCAAGCUGGGCUUCACGCAGGCCGACGUGGGGCUGGCGCUUGGCACGCUGUAUGGCAACGUGUUCUCGCAGACCACCAUCUGCCGCUUCGAGGCCCUACAGCUGAGCUUCAAGAACAUGUGCAAGCUCAAGCCGCUGCUGAACAAGUGGCUGGAGGAAGCGGACUCGAGCACCGGCAGCCCCACGAGCAUCGACAAGAUCGCGGCGCAGGGCCGCAAGCGCAAGAAGCGGACCUCCAUUGAGGUGAGCGUCAAGGGCGCGCUCGAGAGCCACUUCCUCAAGUGCCCCAAGCCCUCCGCGCAGGAGAUCACCAACCUGGCCGACAGCCUGCAGCUCGAGAAGGAGGUGGUGCGGGUCUGGUUCUGCAACCGGCGCCAAAAGGAAAAGCGCAUGACGCCGCCUGGGAUCCAACAGCAGACGCCGGACGACGUGUACUCGCAGGUGGGCGCCGUGAGCGCCGACACGCCGCCGCCGCACCACGGGCUGCAGACUAGCGUGCAGUGAGGGCUGGGGCGCCGCGACGAGAGGGCCGCCGCCGCUUUUUCCGCUGCCGCUGUCACCACCGCCACCGUCCCCGCAGCCCAAAGACCGGCAUGCAGGCCCUUGGAGGAAAAAAAAGAGAAAGAGAGACGGGCCGAGGAGACAU